This is a messenger RNA of Odobenus rosmarus divergens (Pacific walrus), 2514 nucleotides long. It is a transcript of the gene TELO2, whose product is annotated as TEL2, telomere maintenance 2, homolog (S. cerevisiae). Gene Ontology annotation, biological process: telomere maintenance via telomerase; protein stabilization. NCBI's taxonomy places the organism in Eukaryota, Metazoa, Chordata, Mammalia, Carnivora, Odobenidae. The transcript is spliced from 20 exons. Gene Ontology annotation, molecular function: telomeric repeat DNA binding; Hsp90 protein binding. Bases 1 to 2514 code for a protein of 837 amino acids. Gene Ontology annotation, cellular component: cytosol. The record is from RefSeq and is a predicted model, not a curated record.
AUGGAUCCAGUGCAGUCUGCAGUCGCGCUCACUGUCCGGGAAGCACUUCACACCCUUUCCUCUUCUGAGGAUGGCGGCCACCUCCUUUCCACCCUGGGGGCCCUGAAGCGGUAUCUCAGUGGAGCGGAGAACGCAGCCCUUCCCGGGGAGCAGGAGGAGUUUGCCAGGAUGCACUUUUCCGCCGUUCUCCGAUGUCUAGUGGGCAGGCUGAGCCCAGGCUGGCUGGAGCUUCUGCCCGACGGCCAGUUGGAGGACCUGUGGGCCAGCUUCUUCCUGGAGGGCCCUGCUGACCAAGCCUUCCUGGUGCUGAUGGAGUCCAUCGAGGGUGCUGCUGGCCCGAGCUUCCGUCUGAUGAAGAUGGCGCAGCUGCUGGCCAGGUUCCUGAGUGCGGGCAGGAUGGCUGCGGUGAUGGAGGGCCAGUGUCGGCAGCUGACGGAGCCGGCCUUCCGCCUGCUCCAGGAGACGCUCCUCACCAAGGUGGUGGGCUUGCCCGACCACCUAGGUAACCGUCUGCAGCGGGAGAACCUGGAAGCAUUCCUCCCCCAGAAUUACUUCCCUCUGCUCGGCGAGGAGAUCAUGCGGGUGCUGCAGGCGGUGGUGGACUCUCUCCGAGGUGGCUGGGACUGCUCCGUCUCCUUCCUGUCUCAGGUGCUCGGGAAGGCCUGUGUCCACGGCAGACAGAAGGAGAUCUUGGGCGUGCUGGUGCCGCGGCUGACGGUGCUCACCCAGGGCAGCUGCCUCUGGCGGCGCGUGUGCUGGCGACUGGUGGAGUGUGUGCCUGACCGGGCCACGGAGGCUCUGCUAACGGGACUGGUGGAGGCUGCCUCGGGGCCUGAUGUCCUCUCGCGGCUCCUGGGGAACCUGGUGUUGAAGAGUAAGAAGGCCCAGUUUGUGAUGACCCGAAAAAUUCUGUUCCUACAGUAUCGAUACUCGACGCCCAUGCUACAGAGUCUGCUGGGGUACCUGGCCAUGGACAGCCAGCGGCGCCCGCUCCUCGGACAGGCACUAAAGGAGCUCCUGGAGACGUGGGGCAGCCCCAGUGCCAUCCGCCACGCGCCUUUGCCGCAGCAACGCUACGUCAGCUCGGCCCUGCUCAUCUGCCUGGCGCACCUGCAGGACGCGGAGCUCCAAGACAGCCGGGACGAGCUGCUGGCUAGCCUCAUGGCGGGAGUGAAGACUCGUCUGGACAGCAGCCUGCCCGCCGUGCGCCGCCUGGGCAUGAUUGUGGCCGGAGUAGCCAGUGCCCGGAUCCACCCUGACGGGCCUCCCCUGAAGUUCCAGUACGAAGAGGAUGAGCUGAGCCGCGAGCUGCUGGCCCUGGCGGCGCCCCCGCCUGUGGCUGACAGCCCCUCGAAGGCGGAGGCAAGCUUAUGUGGGGCCUCCUCGAAGGGCUCCUUCUUUGUUCUCCAAAGCCCGGCUGCAGAGACCCCUGACAGAGGGAGCGUGGACAGUGGUGUCCCCCAGGCCCAGCCGGAGGGCUCGGGCUCUGACCUGGACAGUGACGAUGAGCUUGUCCCCUAUGACAUGUCGGGGGACCAAGAGCUGAAGAGUGGGAAGGCACCUGCCUACGUACGGGACUGUGUGGAAGCCCUGACCUCGUCUGAGGACUGGGAGCGCUGGGAAGCAGCCCUGCGAGCCCUCGAGGGGCUGAUCGUCAGGAGCCCAGCUGCCGCCCGUGAGGUGAGCGUGGAGCUGGCCAAGGUGCUCCUGCACCUGGAGGAGAAGACGAGCGUGGUGGGGUUUGAGGGGCUGCGCCAGCGAGCCCUGGUGGCUGUCGUGGUCACAGACCCGGCCCCGGUCGCAGAAUAUCUGACCUCACAAUUCUACGCUCUCAACUUCAGCCUCCGGCAGCGCAUAGACAUCCUGGACGUCCUGACUCUGGCUGCCCAGGAGCUGUCUCGGCCUGGGCGCCUCCCCAAGGCUCCCCAGUGUGGCUCCCCGAGUCCCGCCUCCCAGCCCAGCAGCACCCAGGCUCCCGCCUGGCGGGCGGUCGUGCAGGAGCGGAUCAGAAGCAAAACCCGGCGGUUCUCUCAGCGCUCUCCCAGGCGGGGGCCGGAUGCUGGCCCCAACGAAUUCAACUUGGUGGCUGGCUACUUCUUCUUCCCUCUCAUUCGGCACUUUGACAGGCCUCUGGUGACCUUUGACCUUUUGGGAGAGGACCAACUGGUUCUUGGGAGAUUGGUCCACACCUUAGGGGCCCUGAUGUACCUGGCUGUGAACACCACGGUGGCUGUGGCCAUGGGCAAGGCCCUCUUGGAGUUUGUGUGGACCCUUCGCUUCCAUGGUGACGCCUAUGUGCGCCGGGGCCUGCUGUCCGCGGUCUCCUCUGUCCUGCUCAGCGUUCCGGCCGAGCGACUGCUGGCCGACCUGCCCGAUGAGCUGCUGGAAGCCCGGCCCUGGCUGGCCGAUGUGGCAGAGCAGGACCCCGACGAGGAUUGCAGGGUGUUGGCGGUGAAAGCGCUCCUGCUUCUGGAGAAGCUCAGAGACACACUCAUCCCGCUGUCAUCUCCUUAG